UGGGGGCGGCCCAAGGAUCCCAGGACAUACGUGCCUCUCAUUGAUGCGAUUCUAAAAGCUGGUGAGUGGUGCUCCCAGGCCAUACGUGAUGAGGAGGGCGACGAGGAAGGUGCCAUGAGGGCCCUGAGGGAAGCAGCAGCCAUACCGUACCCCACCGUAUCCCACCGUACUUGUCCUCCCCACCUGGUGCCUAGCAGGCGACGAGGAGGGAGCCAUGAGGGCCCUGCGGGAAGCAGCAGGCCCACCGUACCCCCAACGUAUCCCACCGUACUUAUCCUUUCCCACUUCUUCCUGGCAGGCGACGAGGAGGGAGCCAUGAGGGCCCUGCGGGAAGCAGCAGGCCCACCGUACCCCCAACGUAUCCCACCGUACUUAUCCUUUCCCACUUCUUCCUGGCAGGCGACGAGGAGGGUGCCAUGA
Messenger RNA from Closterium sp. Naga37s-1, 420 nucleotides. NCBI's taxonomy places the organism in Eukaryota, Viridiplantae, Streptophyta, Zygnematophyceae, Desmidiales, Closteriaceae. The record is from the annotation of a GenBank genome assembly.